This is a messenger RNA of Athalia rosae (coleseed sawfly), 3168 nucleotides long. RefSeq lists its product as uncharacterized. The transcript is spliced from 7 exons. The record is from RefSeq and is a predicted model, not a curated record. Bases 765 to 2657 code for a protein of 630 amino acids. Lineage: Eukaryota; Metazoa; Arthropoda; Insecta; Hymenoptera; Athaliidae.
GCAUCUAAUUCUUUUUACAUAACUUAGAUACAACAAACUACAGGGACGAUAAGAUCGUUCAGACAAUUAUCGCUCAGCUCGGAGCAUUUGUCUGACCGCGUGUUCUCCGAACAUCUCCGCCAGUGUAGCGUAUGAUAAUACAAGUGUUACAAUCAAACAAUGGUCGAAGUUUGAAAAAAUUUAUUCUUACUGUCAUCCGGCACAUCGAUGAAUCUGCAUUUUCUCAAAUGAAAAUUGCAACUGGUUUAUCAGCGUAAAUGCAAUACGAGUAUUAUAAUGCAGUAUCAUCAGUUCUACGCGAGUAGUGAAAACUUUUAUGAUAAUUGUCAUUAUUAUGAUUUUUUUGUAACACACGCAUUUACAAGAGGCGUACGUUGUUCGAUUGUAUGAAUAAACAAAGAGCAGAGUUUCUUCGAAAUCAGCUGAGAAAAUCAAUGAGUUUAUCGGGGUUUUCUUAUGUCCACAUAUUCUUUUACGGAUCACGAUUAUAAAUAUACAUGUUCUACCGUAAACCUUUCCGCUAGUCGUGCGAAUGUUAUAAAAUUUGGUAUCAUCCGCGUGAGAUGGUUCUAACACAGUGAACUACAACUGCGUUCGCCGCGCUACAAAAUUACAUGUAAAAUAAUUUGCUGCACGAAGAAAUUGAAAAUUUUUUUUUCAAACAACGGAAAGUAGUCGAUACUCAUACGAUAACCCAUCGCUGCAAAUGCAUAUUCGGUAUUGAAAAACUGCAGAUCUCAGUGUUAUAAAUAAUAUUUCACUAAAUGGCAACUGUCCCGCUCAAAGCAGACAUCCUUGAGGAAGGUGUGAGACCGAGAGACUGGGAUCCAAGGCGCGGUGCUGCGAAGGGACCGCUGAAAUUGUUGCGCCUCUGUGUUUUGGGGACAUUUUUACCAGCUCUUUUGGUCACCGGUCCGAUGUAUCUGCGAUAUCGCGUCUAUUCCGACCAGCUUUAUCCACUCGCAGCAUCCGAUCAGCGGCUGAUAGAUGGAAAAGUGUCGACUACUUGGUGCCAGAGCCAACUCGUCAAGGUUAAUGGCACCUUCAAUGCCUACCUGCUGAACCAGCAGCCAGAAAUCAAAGUCGAAACAGUUCCAGUUUCAAUGAUUCGACACCUGGUCCUUGAAGAUGACAUGAAAGAGUACUGGGGAUUCUAUCUCCUCAAGGGUAGCAGCGUGACCGUAUCCACUUGCGUUAGGUGGCCAGGUGCGUCCCUGACCAUAAUUCGUGGCCACAAACACCUCCACGAAUGUGCUUUUAUCGGCGAUGACAGCAGCGAGGAGUUGGAAGAACUCGUUGAAAUCGCCGAGGAACAGGGACUGGUGAACAUGACGUACGCGUCCGGCGACGCACCUAGCAACGAGCCUGGUAAGAUGAAGAGAGUGCGGUUGGGCGUUCGUUUCCACGACGAAGGUAGUAGCCCUGAUGUGAACCACACAUUUCCAGGUGGAGUUGCGCAUCAAUUGACGAGUCACGAGCUGGACGCGAAGACCAUGCGCAACAUCCUCACUCAACUCUUCGUCAAGACUUUGGAUACGAAGAAAAAACAGGAGUCCAAUCCCCACCAUCACUACGAGGGGACUUAUAGAGAAAGUUCGAACAUAGACAGACCUCCGACAGUCAUUCCCUCGGACGAUCUACUCGGGUUGAUGGUCAGCGAAGAGGAACCACCCCCGAAAAAACCCACGAAAAAAGUUACCCUCCAAACGGUUAAACCCGAAGUGAUAAAACGCAGGGAAUCCGGCGAGGAAAUUCCGACAUCCACGUCGGAGACGACGACUGAAAAAUUAACGUCCACGUCCACGGUCACGGCGUUAACGGACUCCGACGAAAUUUUCGAGGAGGUUCUAGGUAAGUUGCACAGUCUCGGAUCCCGGGGGAAAAACGUGCUCCAAAAAUUAAUGGACGAAAUCGAGGGCGAGGAGGAUGCGGAGAGUGUCGCUAUGAGAAGAAUAGUCGACGCUGCCAUAAAUGGCGACGGAAAACCUAUGAGCGACGAAGAACGGGCGAGGAGGAAGAGGGAGAUCAUUUUAUCCUCUCCGUUGAACGCGGAAUUGAACGAAGACGAUUCGGAAGGAGAUGCGGCGAUCGAAGAGGGGAUGCAGCUCACUCCCGACGGCAUCGCGGAGGAUCGAGGCACGGUGAACGAAACUACCCUCAACGACAGAAGCAACAGCGAAUUUUGGAGCUCGUUCAGCAGCUCCGAGGAACGACUUCUGGAGUGCAACGGACUCAUCCUCAACCUCCCUCUCACUCCACAUCGUCAUUGUACCCCUAAAUACGAAAAUGAUCAUCUCGCAGCUUCUCUGGCGAACACCAUUACCUACAGAGUCCCCACGAACGGCUACUACUUCUUCGUGUUCAACUCCGAGAACGAAAUUCAGCCAAAUUAUGUUCGCAUACGUUUCGAUCUGUUGAAAACCGCGUACGAUACUUCAAAUCCUUCGGAGUCGUGCAAAAAUAGCACAGGGGAAUGUUCUCUGCCUUUGAGUUUUUUCAGCGAUCAAAGGGCGGUGCUGGAAUUACCUUUAACCGGUAACGACUCCCAGUGGAACGAGGAGUACGUCGUCGUAUCGACUUGCGAACCGAGAACGGCGCUUUAUGUCUUUUGCAUAAUUUCCGUACCGGUUUUCGUCCUGUUAUUUGCCUUCCAUUGAACGCUAUAGUCGAGUCUUGAUAUUUUCUAUAAUAGGCUCUUAUCGAGCGGUUCGUACUGCUUCGAGGUACGCGCUACGAAGUUUUGCUGUGGAUCUGAAGAUAAUUGUAUAGGCAAAGUCGGUAUAAACUAAUCGUAGUAUACCAAACAAUACGAAAGGAACGUGAAAACGAUUGAAAAACUGUUUUCUGUGUGUACAUAGAACGAUAUAGGAAUAGUUUCAUCGAUAUGACUGGAAAUGAAUUUUUGUAUACGGGGUGUAAUAAGCGAUGCGACAAAUUAGCAAUUCCAUUUCCUUUGAGAAAAUCGAAAAAACGUAAAAGCAGAUCGCUAGCUUCAGUCGACGAAUCUGCUGCAAAAUAGGUAUGAAAAUAUGAGGAUCAAACUCCCGCCUAACUAUAUAAAUAAUACGUUACUGUAAAAAGACAAAUGUGAUGCUAUUGUGAUAUUGACAUUGUUACUAAUUUAUUAAUAGAACUAUGAGGAUAAUCCCUUCGCAGGAUAACAACGAA